Messenger RNA from Musa acuminata AAA Group (dessert banana), 1039 nucleotides. RefSeq names its product PI-PLC X domain-containing protein At5g67130-like. Gene Ontology annotation, molecular function: phosphoric diester hydrolase activity. The coding region runs from base 148 to 879 and encodes 243 amino acids. The transcript is spliced from 6 exons. Lineage: Eukaryota; Viridiplantae; Streptophyta; Magnoliopsida; Zingiberales; Musaceae. The record is from RefSeq and is a predicted model, not a curated record. Gene Ontology annotation, biological process: lipid metabolic process.
CUGCCUUUCAACAAAUAUGCAUAUCUCACUACACACAACGCUUUUGCCAUUGAUGGGGAGCCAUCUCACACUGGAGUCCCGAGGAUUACCAUCACAAAUCAGGAGGACACUGUCACUCAGCAGUUGAACAACGGCGUUCGAGCGUUGAUGUUGGACACUUACGACUUUGAAGAUGACAUCUGGUUGUGCCAUUCCACCGGUGGGAAAUGCUACGAUUUCACUGCAUUUGAACCAGCCAUCGAUACCAUGAGGGAGAUCGAAGCCUUCUUGUCUGCAAAUCCAUCAGAGAUUGUCACGUUGAUCUUAGAAGACUAUGUUGAGACUCCAAAUGGAUUGCCAAAGCUUUUCAAUGAUUCAGGUCUGACAAAGUAUUGGUUCCCAGUCUCGAGCAUGCCCCAAAAUGGCCAGGACUGGCCUCUAGUAAGCGACAUGGUUGCCAGCAACCAGCGCCUUAUCGUCUUCACGUCCAUCAAAUCCAAGCAAGACUCAGAAGGGAUCGCCUAUCAGUGGAACUACAUGGUGGAAAACCAGUAUGGAGACGAUGGCAUGGAAGAAGGCAAAUGCUUCAACCGUGCUGAAUCUGCUUCUCUAAGUGACACGACCAAAUCUCUUGUGCUGGUGAACUAUUUCUCCUCGAUACCAGUGAAGCAAACGACCUGCGAAGAUAACUCCGGCCGACUCAUCAACAUGCUCAAUACAUGCUAUGGCGCAGCAAACAACCGAUGGGCCAAUUUUGUGGCUGUCGAUUUCUACAAGAGAAGUGACGGCGGAGGGUCAUUUCAAGCAACAGAUAUGCUUAAUGGGAGAUUGCUAUGUGGCUGUGAUGAUGUACGCGCAUGUGUGGCUGGGUCUACUCCCGGUGCAUGCAGCAGUCCUUAACAGCAAUGGUGAUACGAAUUCAUUGUGGCAUUGGCCUCUUUGAACAGCAACCUACUGCAACAUAUAGUGGUAUUCCAUGGGAUUCAUGUUUUGUAAUUUUUGUUUAUUGUUUCCAUAUUCUGAUGAACAAUUCUACUGAAAGAAUAAUGUUCCGACACAA